ACGCCGCCGUGCGUAGUGUGCUCGAAAAUUGUUUGGUUAACUUUUGGUUGCGUGUUUCCUCGAGCGAUCCGGGCCUCGUCCUACAGCUGCACCAUCAUAGCUCCCAGGAGUAACUACAAUCAAACAUGGCAGACAUCGAGGAUACUCACUUCGAAACUGGAGACUCCGGAGCUUCAGCUACAUACCCAAUGCAGUGUUCAGCACUGCGCAAAAAUGGUUUUGUUAUGUUAAAAAGUAGACCAUGCAAGAUUGUUGAAAUGUCUACAUCCAAGACUGGAAAGCAUGGCCACGCCAAGGUUCAUCUUGUUGGUAUAGAUAUAUUUAAUUCUAAAAAGUACGAGGAUAUUUGUCCUUCCACACACAACAUGGAUGUGCCCCAUGUCAAGAGAGAGGACUAUCAGCUGACAGACAUAUCAGAUGACGGCUACUUGACUUUAAUGGCUGAUAAUGGAGAUUUGCGGGAAGAUCUCAAAAUUCCAGAUGGUGAUUUGGGUACUCAGCUCCGUUCUGACUUUGAUAGUGGCAAAGAACUACUUUGUACAGUCUUAAAGGCCUGCAAUGAAGAAGUGGUUAUUGCUAUCAAAACCAACACUGCCCUUGAUAAAUAAUCUUGUUCAAUGUGAACAGUACACCAACCUCAAUACCUGCUUAGCCAAUCGACACCUUAUCAUUGGUAAAAAAAAAAAAAAAAUGAAUAAGAAAAAGAGUCAACACUUUCAACCAGCAGUAACUUGACAGCGGAGCAAAAGCAUCUUUUUAUUAAAGUAACAACUAUUUACUUUCUUAAUAUAAUCAGAAUGAGAAAAGGAAAAAAAAACCCAAAAAGUUGCAAGUUUCUAAGCAUUGUAAGUGAGGGCUGGGUAUAGGAUUUGAAAAGAAGUGUACACCGCAGUUUUACAAACUACACACAUACACACUUACACGUACAUACAAAAAAAACAAAAAAAACGUUGUUUGUUAUACAAGAGAAAUGGCGACGAUUUCACAUCGAAGGGUUAAAAAAAAAAAUAAAAAAAAAAUUCGAGAAAGUCUUAA
Messenger RNA from Copidosoma floridanum, 1035 nucleotides. It is a transcript of the gene eEF5, whose product is annotated as eukaryotic translation elongation factor 5. Lineage: Eukaryota; Metazoa; Arthropoda; Insecta; Hymenoptera; Encyrtidae. The record is from RefSeq and is a predicted model, not a curated record. Gene Ontology annotation, molecular function: RNA binding; ribosome binding; translation elongation factor activity. Gene Ontology annotation, biological process: positive regulation of translational termination; positive regulation of translational elongation.